UAGAAACACAAAAUCACAAAACAGUGAGAAAAAUCUCAUGAUCUCUGUUUUUUUGUUGAUCUUUUGACCAAUUUGAUCUCACAUGAUUAUUCAAUUGCUGUGCUUCUUCUUGUUCUUGUUUCUGCUUUUACAAGCCACCAUGUCUAAACGUUCUUUCAAGAAUUUUGUGGAACAAGAACUCGGAUCUUUCCCUCAGUUCCUCAUCUACACCGUUCUUGAAUGGGUUCUCCUCACCGUCCUCUUCAUCGACGGUGUUCUCGCCUUUUUAUCAAACCAAUUCGCCAGAUUCUUCGAUCUCAAAACUCCUUGUCUCCUCUGCACCAGAAUAGACCACGUUCUCGUCCCUAGAGAUCCUAAAUUCUAUUACAACGACUCAAUCUGUGACUCUCACAAGAAGAAAGUCUCUUCCCUUGCUUAUUGCCAUGUCCACAAGAAACUCUCUGAGAUAAAACAUAUGUGUGAAGGAUGUCUCCUCUCUUUCGCCACCGAGAAAGAAUCUGAUUGUGAUACCUAUAAGUCUCUCAUUGGGAUCUUACACAAAGAUCUUGAGCUUCUCAUUGACGAUGAACGAGAGCUUCCCUUGGCGUUCAAGAAAGACGACAAUUUUGUUCAGACAACAACAAAUCUGGUGGAUUACAAGACUAACAACAACAACAACACUAAAAAAGAUAGCUUAAAGCAACAUUGUUCGUGUUGCGGAGAAUUAUUGAAGAUGAAAUCUGAGAAGUUGCCGAAGACCAACAACUCUUUCCUUGCUCCUGCUCCAUCUCCUAGGGUUCCUUACAACAAACUGUCUGAAAGCGAAUCUGAGUUCAGGGAUUUGGAUGUGGACAAAACACCGAGUUUUGCACGAGGAGGCAACAAGUUCUUUGGGAUUCCUCUGUCUGACACGGCGCAAAACAGUCCACGAUGGUCCGUUCGAUCUCUCAAGAAAUCAUCUUUGGAUAAGACAGAGAAUGCGUCCUCUUUGGAUAAAACAGAGAAUGCUUCGGACAUGGCAGAUCCAAACGGUGAAUCCAUCCUUCAUCAGCUCAAGAAAGAGGUUCGCUUGGACAAGAAGUCACUGAUCGAUUUGUAUAUGGAGCUAGAUGAAGAGAGAAGUGCCUCAGCUGUUGCAGCCAACAACGCAAUGGCUAUGAUCACAAGACUUCAAGCUGAGAAAGCGGCUGUUCAAAUGGAGGCUUUGCAGUACCAAAGAAUGAUGGAUGAACAAGCAGAGUAUGACCAAGAAGCUUUGCAGUCUAUGAGCAGUGAAUUGGCAAAGAGGGAAGAGGAAAUGAAGGAGCUUGAAGCUGAAAUUGAGGCUUACAGAGAGAAAUAUGGAUGUUUGACUGAUGAUGAAGAGUUUCUUGAAGAAAACGGCAAUGCUAGUGCAAAUGAUGAUUGCCAAGAAACCAAACCAGUCUCUGAUAUUGCUGUUUGUUCUUCAUCUCAUGAGGAGAAUGAAGACAACGUCAAUCGAAAUGGGUCUUGUAAAUCCCAAGAAUCGGACUUUUUAGUAAAUAAGAAAAGUUCAGAGGAGUCUGCCGUGGCAAAUGAUGUCUCUGCAGAGGAAGUAAAAGGGAUUGAAAGCAAAGAAGGGAUAGUAAAAGAGCUUUUAGCGAUCACAGAGAGGCUAAGUGCUCUUCAAUCGAAUGGUGAAUUGUUGAAACAUAUUGCAGAUGUUUUAGAUGUUAGUGAAGGAGAAGCAAUUCUACUGCAGAUAUCUCAGAAUUUGCACAUGCUUCGAAGUUUUGUUGCUAUGCCUUCAGAAUCCAUGAACUUGUAA
This is a messenger RNA of Eutrema salsugineum, 1768 nucleotides long. RefSeq names its product probable myosin-binding protein 6. The coding region runs from base 83 to 1768 and encodes 561 amino acids. The record is from RefSeq and is a predicted model, not a curated record. The transcript has 2 exons. Gene Ontology annotation, molecular function: myosin binding. Lineage: Eukaryota; Viridiplantae; Streptophyta; Magnoliopsida; Brassicales; Brassicaceae.